Molecule: messenger RNA, 1778 nt
Organism: Phascolarctos cinereus (koala)
Lineage: Eukaryota; Metazoa; Chordata; Mammalia; Diprotodontia; Phascolarctidae
Gene: CCDC159
Product: coiled-coil domain containing 159
Source: RefSeq, a predicted model, not a curated record
UACGACUCAGGGCUAAUCCAAUCGCCUUUCGCCUCAGGGAGUACAGAUGAGGAAUACAACCAAUAGGCUUUCGGAAUCGCCGCCGUGGGGGUAGAGAUACACACAAAGGCUCCGCCCCUCCUCUGUGACUCUAGACUCUAUCCUGAGACUAUCCCUACCUUAACUUUGUAUGGUGUCUCCACUGGAUCAAAUUUCAUCGCUCCAGCUGCGGACUUUUUUCGUGGUCCCUGAUGGGCUUAGAGUAUGAGCAGCUGGUGGGUAUUUCAAUUCUAUGAACAUUUAUUGAGUGCCUACUGUGUUCUAGGCCCCAGCAGGAGGGACAGUUCUGCCUUACCCCCAACUUCCUCCCAGCAAGGACUACGCAAUGAGAACUCUAUGGACCCGACCCUCCAGAUGUUCUCACCCAGUGACUGUGUCCUGGCUGGAAUUCCUCGGGACUCUGACAGCUCUGGAGUUUCCAGUCAGUCUCCAUGCUCAUCCUCUCCAAGGGAAUGUACACUGCAAAUUCGUUCCAAGUCUGAUAAACUGAGUGUCAGCUUGGCCUCAGAGAAGCCUUGGGGUCUUGGUGUGGUUCAUAAGAUCAACUUAGAUUCACAGAAGCUGAAAAGUGAUGAAAAGGAGUCCCUAAAGGAUGAACAUCUCAAUUUCAAGAAGUGGCUGAUCUCUGAGGAGACACUUUCCUCAAGCCCGAAGCUGAAUGGGAAUUCAAAGGGGAAAAUGGCCAGGAGCCGGAAUGGGAACAGGAACAGGAGUCGGAGCCGGAGCCUGAGCCCAAGCCCAAGACCUCUGAUGAAGGCUAGUGACCAGAGAAGCUUGGAGACAGACAAUUCUAAGGCCCAAGGCAAGGUCUCCACCAUCAUGAUUCCUGACUCACAAAAGCUCUUAAGGACAGACUUGGAUUGCCUGAAAACUCAGCUUCAAGCCCAGACCAAUGCCUUUGAGUUCCUGAACCACUCUGUGACCCUUCUGGAGAAGGAAAGCAGCCAUCAGAGGGUUAAAAUCCAGGAGCUAGAGGAAGUGAUGAGCCUGUCUUGCUGCCCAGCCCAGAAUGACCUCCUUAGACGAGGGGCAGAACUAGGGCGUCAGGAGCUGUGGCAGGCACUGGCUCGGGGCCUGCAGGAGGUGAAGGAAAAUCUUCGUGGGAGCGAGGAGGUCCAGCGGGGCCGUACCACCCGCUCCCUACUACAGCUGGGCCAGGAGAUUCGGGAAAGCAAGAAGUUCCUAUGGGAGGAGCUGGAAAUACUGCAGGAAGAGGUGACCUACAUCCACCAGAAACUCAAAUCACAGGAAGAAGAAAUCAACAAAAAUCUGGUGAAUAUCAAGAAAAUGCAGAAGAACCAGGUGAAAUGUCGAAAGGUCCUAACGAAGAUGAAACAGCAAGGGGGCAUGGUAUCUGAGGAGGAUACUAAGUCCAAGGACUGGUGGGGGCAAGAGGAGCUGGAGGAGGAGCUGAGUGACAUAUGGUCAGCUGUGAACACUCUGCAGAAUGCCAUCGAAAGCUUAUCCCUGACCGGAGUGAAGCACUGUGGAGUUCUAAAGAGCCGGAGGGUACGAAAGUGUGUGAGUCCAACACUACCGCCAGCCUGGACAACAGAUUCGGAUUCAGAUGUCAACCCACCUCACAGCCCAUAGCCAAUAGCCUGACCCAUGAAAGACUCCUUCAGCUGAACUGCUGGGACCUGCCUGAUCAAGGAAAGGGAGACGUCCCUGAGGAGAGCCUCAGCCUCCCCAAAUCCCCUAAGACAGAAAAUAAAAUAGGAGUGGCCCCUUUCCCAACA